Molecule: messenger RNA, 945 nt
Organism: Mucor velutinosus
Lineage: Eukaryota; Fungi; Mucoromycota; Mucoromycetes; Mucorales; Mucoraceae
Exons: 1
Coding region: 1-945 (314 amino acids)
Source: RefSeq, a predicted model, not a curated record
AUGAAAUUGACGAGCAUCAUUCUAUUACUACUAAACACAGCUCUAUUAGUCAAAUGUCUACCAAUUACAUCUUCCAUAAUCACAGCAGCAAGCUCCACAACGACAUUCACAACAUCCGCUGUCAGUCAUACCAGCAUAAUAGCCAAUCAGGUGGACGAAUCACCAAACAAUACCACCACAAUAGAACAAGAUCCAAAUACAUGCCCAAAAACAGAUUUCCUGAUACCCGUAGAGAGAUUCGCCCAGCUUGUAUCAACACACUGGCAAUUUGACCAUUUGGAUUCUAUCAAAUCUGGAACAUACAAGACGAUAUCUGAGCAAUUUCAAAAGCAUAUAUCUGUUUCCAUCCAGCAAAAGAAGGGCAAACCAGCCGAACAGCAGCAAGCAAUGAAUAGCAAUAGACAAAAGACAUUUAGAAUCAUCUCUUCUUGGGAAAUGAUGGACCUGGAGAUAUUACAUGCGCAGAUUUUUGGAGCAAUUCAGGCACAUACUGAAGGCAGUUUGCAUCUUGCAUGGGAUCGUCUAGCAGAUAAAUUAGGCCAGCCUGCAUUCGAGGCUUAUAUCCGAUCUACAGCUUUAAGAUAUUGCGGUAAGCAAGAUAUGCUGCUCAGCUCAACAUGCUUAAAGCAGUCGGCAGCACAAUUAUCAUUUGCAUUGGACGGCUAUAUCCAGCAGAAUCUGAUCCAAGUGUUCAAUGCGUUGGAUAGCGAUAUCUUGCCUCAACUGCUGGCCAACACAUCCAAAGAUUUGACAGACGUCUUGGCGUAUUUCAAUCGGUUGUUUUCGCUUGGUGAUAAUCAGCAGCUCGAACUUGAGGUUACUCCAUGGACACAGCAGACGGAUUCGUUAAAAUCAAAACUACUUCCAUUAUUAGACAAAUCUAUCUUGAAUGAUGGCCAUUUGUUUGAUUUCUUUUCAGACUAUGCUUGUCUAUCAAGAGCAUAG